AUGACCAACGCGUCCGCGUCGACGUCAAUGCCGCGCUCCCCUGAGACGCCUGCGUCCUACGAACCGCAAUCCAACCCAGCGCACCCGCACAUCCACUCAUUCACCUCAACUCUCGACGUCUCCAUCAUGUCCGCCUUCAGCUCCGUCCGUCCCACCCUCCGUCUAGCGAGUGCCGCCCGCUCCGCCCGCCCCUUCAGCUCCUCCGCUGCCCGCUCCGUCGCUCGCAUGAUCAUCACCGGUCGUCUGGGCGCCGAACCCGAGCUCCAGGCCACCUCCACCGGCCAGGAUAUCAUCAAGUACUCCGUCGGCACAACCACCGGCUCCCGCGACAAGCAGCAGACGAGCUGGUUCCGCAUUGCUAGCUUCUUGCCCGAGGGUCCGCAGCGGGAUUACAUUCUGAGCUUGCCCAAGGGUACCCUCGUCUACCUGGAAGGCGACGCAAGCAUCCGCAGCUAUGAAGACCAGGAAGGCCGCAAGCAGACUUCCCUCAACAUUGUGCAGCGCCACCUCGACGUUCUGAAGCGCGGCAACUCCGAGAGCGAGUCUCAAUAA
This is a messenger RNA of Penicillium argentinense, 552 nucleotides long. RefSeq names its product single-stranded DNA-binding protein. The transcript is spliced from 3 exons. Lineage: Eukaryota; Fungi; Ascomycota; Eurotiomycetes; Eurotiales; Aspergillaceae. Gene Ontology annotation, cellular component: mitochondrial nucleoid. Gene Ontology annotation, molecular function: single-stranded DNA binding. Gene Ontology annotation, biological process: mitochondrial DNA replication; positive regulation of helicase activity. The record is from RefSeq and is a predicted model, not a curated record. The coding region runs from base 1 to 552 and encodes 183 amino acids.